AAGCACCUUGAAUUUUGAAACAAUCUUGCAUCUUGGACCAGCCACCUUGAGCUUUUCGCGUCCUCUGUUGCUUUCUUUCCAUAUUCUACUCGUAUUCGAUUACUGUCUUUGGACAACUGGGUGUAGCGGCUCUGCCCAGCGAAACCUACUUUCUCUUGUGUCUCCAGAGCACAGUCGACUGCAAACAUGAUUCAAACUGGACUAAUUCAGAACGCUCACAAUGACCUGGUCACGGACGCGUCUUACGAUUUCUAUGGCCUUCGGCUUGCCACAUGUAGUCUUGAUCAAAGGAUCAAAGUAUGGCAGUUGAACGAAGGAUUGGGGACAUGGGAUAUCGAGGAUGAUUGGAAAGCACAUGACGCCGCUGUCUCGAAAGUCAGCUGGGCGCACCCAGAGUUCGGCAUCAUCCUCGCUUCAUCAUCAUUUGACAGAACAGUCAAGGUCUGGGAGCAGACUUCCUAUGUCGAAUCUGAGCAACCUCAAAUCAAUGGUGCAGCAUCUGCUCCAAGCUCCUCACGUUGGACAGAACGUGCGGUACUGGUGGACGCAAAAGGAACGGUCCGCGCCGUUGAAUUUGCGCCACAACAUUUCGGAUUGAAAUUGGCAACAAUUUCAUCUGAUAAUUAUCUACGCAUUUAUGAGUGCCUAGAACAACCAUCACUCUCGAGUUGGCAACUAGGAGAAGAAGUCGACGUCUUAACACUGCCCUCUACGUCUCCAGGCCCACGCUCGAUUUCUCAUACAGUGACUCAAGCUACACCCACACAAACAACCUCUACACUAGAUGGCGCUUCUUCCUCGCUAGUAGCACAUGCACUUCAGCAACAGCAACAGCAGCAAAGUCAGGCAUCUGGAAGGCCGGGGAUGGGCAAUCGAGAGGCUGAUGGCGGAUGGUGUAUCUCGUGGUGUAAAGAUAGAUACUGGGGUGAAAUUAUUGCUGCAUCAUGCGGCGUAGAUGGUAAAGUCAAGAUUAUUCAAUUGUCCUCAUCACGACGUCCCGCCACUCUUCUCACCCUCGACCCAUCUCCUCACCGAUCUCAAGACACUGCUCCAAAACAGACGAGUACACUUACAAUAGAAAAUGAACCAGCGACCUACGCUGUUACCUCUGUCUCAUGGGCGCCUUCAUGCGGCCGCUCGUACCAGUUGAUUGCUACAGGAAGCCGUGACGGGCGAGUACGAAUUUGGCGUGUCAAGCCUCCUGCGCUCUCUGAUGAGCUAGACGAAGAUGGUGACGGGGACGGAAGUGAAGGCAGCUGGAGUGCAAGUUUAGUUGGGGACUUUGAUGACCACAGAGCCGCGGUCGGUCGAGUCGAGUGGAAUAUCACUGGAACGAUACUCUCGUCUGCUGGAAAUGACGGCAGAGUUCGUCUCUGGAAAGCUACUGCUGGAAGUGUCUGGAGACCCGCUGGCCAUAUCAGUGUCGAGCAAGCGGAGGAGCUUCCACCAGAUGUGGAUAUGGACGAAAACCCGAUGGCAGACUGACACAGCUUUAUCAUGUCUUGAAGCGCAUAUUUCUGUCACAUCAUCGAUACGUUCUUCUUGCGUUGGAAUGGGCCAAGUAUAUUGCUUUCAAAAUCAACGCUUGUGACUGAAGUAAAAUUGUUCGCUUGGAAAGGCCUUCUAAUUAACAGGCUCCCAAUGAUGAUGGCGUAUAUAUUCUCGCUCUCGGGACGGAAUGGGGAACUGUUGAAGAAAUCGACUAAGCUGGAUCGCUGUCAGUGUUUCAACCACUCUGUAUAUGCUUGUCAUGGGCACCUGUGCAGAGGUAGGCAUCUUCUUUCUGCACCUUAUUUUCGAGUGAGCAAAACUUCGGUACCGCCUCGGUAUACUGGAGGAGAUGGUUUAAAAGUUGUCGACCGCUGUCAAGACUACGUAGGCUCGGAGAGAAGCCCAAAUUUGAGGUGAUAUCGUGAAUUCCUCAAUCCCACUCAAGCAAACCUGCGGUAAUGAAAACACCAAUCUUCG
Molecule: messenger RNA, 1968 nt
Organism: Somion occarium
Lineage: Eukaryota; Fungi; Basidiomycota; Agaricomycetes; Polyporales; Cerrenaceae
Source: the annotation of a GenBank genome assembly